Molecule: messenger RNA, 2154 nt
Organism: Striga hermonthica
Lineage: Eukaryota; Viridiplantae; Streptophyta; Magnoliopsida; Lamiales; Orobanchaceae
Source: the annotation of a GenBank genome assembly
AUGGCCUCCCACCACAAACUCAAGGGCCUCCUCUCCUUCCUUUCCCUCUUCCUUUUCCUUUUCCUCCUCCUCUCCCCCGCCUCCUCCACCCGCAUCCUCGUCGACAAAGAGGAUACUGCCGCCGCCGCCCCCUCCACUACCGCCCCCGAAAGCGGCUCCUCCAUCGACAAGGAGGAUGUCGCCGCCCCCUCUGCCACUGUCCCCGGAGGCGGUUCCUCCAUCGACGACGGGGAGGAUGCCCCCACCCCCACCGCUGCCUCAGCCGGAGGCGGCGACUCCUCCGUCGACAAGGAGGAUGCCGCCGCCACCGGAGGCGGUUCCUCCAUCGAUGGAAAGGAUGCUGCCACUGGCCCCACCUCCGCCGCCGCAGGCUCCUCUUCCAUCCCUGAGGGCGGCGACGGGGCCCACCAUCCCCUGACGUUCUUCAUGCACGACGUGCUCGGUGGCUCGCGCCCCUCCGCGGUGGCCGUGACGGGCAUUGUAGCCAACCCGACGGUUGGGGGCCAGGUCCCAUUCGCCAAGCCCAAUGGCGCUGUCCUCCCUGGCCGAGGCGUGGGCCCCACCAACAACAACCCCAACAACAACAACAUCAACAACAACAACAACGGCAUCGUCAACAACAACAACAUCCCCUUCCUCACGGGCCUCAGCGGCUUCACCUCCUCCAACGUCAUGCAGAACAACAACAAUAAUAACGGCAUAAUCGGAGGUGUCCCCGGGUUUCCGUCCCUCAACGGCGCUCAAUUCCAGACUGGGACCACCCUCCAAAAGCUCAUGUUCGGGACCAUGACCGUGUUCGACGACGAGCUAACUGAGGGCCGAGACCUCGAGUCAGGGCUCGUCGGCAAGGCACAAGGGUUCUACGUGGCCAGCUCGGAAGACGGGAGUAGCCAGACCAUAGCAUUCACCGUCAUGUUUGCAAGCGGGAGCUACGCCGACAGCCUUAGCCUCUUUGGGGUCCACCGAACGGCCGUGGCCGAGUCGCACCUCGCAAUCAUGGGAGGCACCGGAAAGUUCGUCAACGCCAAGGGAUUCGCGACCGUCAAGACGUUUCAGGGCAACGGCCAGCACGACACGGACGGGUUCCUCCGGAAAUUAAUGGUGGAAAACAGAAAAUGGGAUUUCUCCAUAGUUGGCUGCUUGGUCUCCUUCAUCUCUGUUGUUUGUACCCAGCUCACGCUCUCUUUUCUCCCUCUCAUCCUCCCCACCUCGUCCCUUUUCACUCUCCUCCCCCUCUCAGCUCUGCUGCUUAUAAUUGUCGUGGGUUUGGGGAGAUUCUGCAAGAGGGCUGCUGGUGUGAGGGCCUCGGCUCCGGCUUUUGUAGUUCUUAGCAUUUUGUUUGUGUGGGCUCUUUACUUCUCCGUGAUUCGCCAAGUUAUUUCCCCAUUCGUGGAUGUUGUGUUCAAUGUUGAGGUUAUCAUGGUGAUCGUUGGCUUGUAUCGUAUUAUGUCGUUGGACCCUGGCUAUGUCACCAAUAAUGAUAUUUCCUGCCAUGACUUAGAGGAGUUGAAAAUUUCAGUGCCUAUAGUACACCGUGAAUCUUUGGCCCAAGAGGUUCUUACAGGACAAAGGAGUGCAAAAUAUUGCACGCACUGCAAGCAUUAUGUUAUGGGUUUUGACCAUCACUGUCCUGCUUUUGGAAACUGUAUAGGUCAAAAAAAUCAUCGUUUCUUUAUAGUGCUCCUGGUUGGAUUUGCCGCAUCUGAGGCAUCUUUUGCAGCAUGUGCUUCCCAUUUUACUGCUAAGUUUGGGACCUCAAGUGGAGUUGGAUGGAAGGGUGCAGUAUCCAGAAAUUUUGUCCUCAGUACCAUGUUGUUCUGCCUAGUCCAAGUGUUUUGGCAGAUAAACUGGAAACAAUAUCCAGAAUUUCAAAUGAAAUUCGAUCCGAGUGCUGGUCAAACAGAGAUCAGCACGCAAUUCAUAAACCCAUAUAACCGAGGAAUUUUGAGGAAUCUGAAAGAGUUUUUAACGGAGACGGGCCUUGAUUACUUUGCCAUUUGCGUAAACCCGAGUCCCAUAGCCUUUCAACCCGAAUUCUUUCAAGCGGCACUGCGGCUAGCCUCUGUAGACCGACCGGUGUGCGGCGACCUGCGAGCGGCGGCGGCGGCGGUGGCGAGCAACAAGGAAGCGGCGUCUGCGACCUGCGAGCGGUGA